Molecule: messenger RNA, 1605 nt
Organism: Microbotryum saponariae
Lineage: Eukaryota; Fungi; Basidiomycota; Microbotryomycetes; Microbotryales; Microbotryaceae
Source: the annotation of a GenBank genome assembly
AUGUCUGCGAUCCGAUCGUCGAUCACGCUCUCUGCGACAUCACGCACGCUCGCGACGGGCGUACCGUUCGCGCGCGGGUUGAACCUCGCUGCGCCGGCGGGCGCUUCCGCCGCGCACCACGGUCACGGCGAUGCCUCGGCUCGUUCCGACUUUGGGCAGAUCCCGACGUGGUCGCAAAAGACCGAGCUCAAGUCGGUUGGUGGUCUCGUUUCGAGGGCCAGCGUGAAUGGUGAGUGCGCAGUCGUCGGAACUGUGACUGUGCGCCGUGCUCCGCCUAGCCCAUCGCCCAUCCCGUCGCUGCCUGCGAGCGGGCGUCGAUUCGGAAGCGUCGGGAUUGGCCUAGCCCAGCCAAACGGGUCCGACCUCGACUCCGACACGCCUGCAGGGUGCCACGAGUAGGGCGAAGGGGGAAAGCAUACGUGAAAGUCGAAACCGGAGGGGGAUCAUGCACUCGAUCCAUAUAUGCACUCGUCGCUGCGGGUACCAGGCGCGGGAUGGGGGGUUCCGCCGCGACGAGGCGUUUUGUCGAUCGGGGCCGGCUCAACGGGGGCGGAACGAUUCGGACUCACUCCUCUGCUGCACACGCCAUCGCACGCCCCGUCCUGGACGACUCGACAUGAUGGAGUUGGUACGAUGCCGACGAUGCGAUGCGCCUGGGCGGGCCGGAUGCUGCUGCACGUGCACCGCUCGACCGUCUAUUCCGCAUCAUCGGCCCGCGAUCGCAUACCCACCUGUCCACCUCUCUCCACGUCCACAACACCAUAUUCGAGCCCAUGGCCAUCUCCAUUGACAUUCAACUGACUGCCUCGUUGAUCUGUUCUCCUUCAUUCAGCCUUGCCCGCCCGCCCCUUCCAACCGCGCUUCAUGUCGACCUCCUCCCAGCAGCUCGCACCCACGACCCAGGUCCCCGACUUCACCCCCUACACCAAGGGCACAACCGAGACCUCGGGCCGAGCCUACUCUUACUUCCUCGUUGGUGCCAUGGGUACCUUGACCGCCGCCGGUGCCAAGUCGACCGUCGCCGAUUUCUUGACCAACAUGAGUGCCUCGAGUGAUGUCUUGGCUUUGGCCAAGGUCGAAGUCGACUUGAGCGCCAUCCCCGAGGGCAAGGUAUGUCGUUGUACGGAGAGCGUUAGAUCGGGACGUAGCAGAGACUGACAGGCCCCGGUUACCCUGUCGCACGCAGAACGUCAUCAUCAAGUGGCGCGGAAAGCCCGUCUUCAUCCGUCACCGUACCGCGGAUGAGAUCGAGGAGGCCAACAACGUCGACAUCAAGUCGCUGCGUGACCCCCAGACCGAUGCCGACCGUGUCAAGAAGCCCGAAUGGCUCGUCAUGCUCGGUGUCUGCACCCAUCUCGGUCAGUCCUUUACUUUGGGUCUGUCCAGACGCUUCCCGAUGUGCUGCUGAUUCUCGGGCUUCCACCUUGCACCCAAACAGGAUGUGUCCCUAUCGGAGAGGCCGGUGACUACGGAGGGUGGUACUGCCCCUGCCACGGAUCGCACUACGAUAUCUCGGGCCGAGCGCGACGUGGGCCGGCGCCGUUGAACCUCGAGAUCCCCGAAUACGAGUUCGAGGAGGGAGAUUCCAAGCUCAUCAUCGGUUAA